Messenger RNA from Larimichthys crocea (large yellow croaker), 4075 nucleotides. RefSeq names its product sp3a transcription factor (gene sp3a). Bases 186 to 2306 code for a protein of 706 amino acids. The record is from RefSeq and is a predicted model, not a curated record. Gene Ontology annotation, biological process: regulation of transcription by RNA polymerase II. The transcript has 7 exons. Gene Ontology annotation, molecular function: RNA polymerase II cis-regulatory region sequence-specific DNA binding; DNA-binding transcription factor activity, RNA polymerase II-specific. NCBI's taxonomy places the organism in Eukaryota, Metazoa, Chordata, Actinopteri, Sciaenidae.
UGUUGUGUGACGCAAGUACUCCCAGUCAACACAGGAGGCCCCACCCUUUGUGUUACCAACCGCCCGUCAAUCAAAAAUACAAAAUAAUCCUGACACUUAUCAUCUAUUUCCACGCGUGUACAAUCAAUUCAAUGCGCUGAACAUGUCCGGUGGCUUGUGACCAUCAGGACUCUCCGUUUCCCGCCAUGACUGCCCCAGAACAGCCCAUGAAACCAGUGGAUAUGGCUGCCUUGGACGUGGACAGCAGUCAAAGCGGCUUCCUGCAGCAGCAGGAGGAGGGCCGGGGCAAUCAGGACACUCAGCCAUCUCCCCUCGACCUGCUAGCAACCACCUGCACUAAGGUUGGGUCACCGUCGUCAGAGGUGGACAGAGGUGCUGCCGCUGAUGUGACAUCAGAUCCGUCUGCGCACCUUACUGGGACUGAUAAAUGGGAGGUGUUAACCCCCACAUCAGCAAAGGAUGAGUCUGGAAUGAUACACAUCCAAAGUCAAGGAAUAUUAACAUCAAAUGGACAGUAUGUUCUUCCUCUCCAGAACUUACAGAGUCAGCCAAUCUUUGUGACGUCGGGAACGGACGCUUCCUCCGCCAACUCAGUGCCUAACAUUCAGUACCAAGUAAUUCCUCAGAUUCAGACAGCAGACGGACAGCUGAGCUUCUCCACGUCCGGCGUGGAGGCAGCGACUCUGACUCAGGAUGCCACGGGGCAGAUUCAGAUCUUACCUGAUGGUAGCCAGAGUCUCAGUGUAUCAACUGCAAACAUCCUUAAUAACAACCAGAACCUCAUAUCACAGACUGGUAAUGUCCAGCAGAUCCAGGGGGUUUCUAUCGGCAGCUCCACCUUCAACAACCAGGGUCAGGUUGUUACUAAUGUGCCUGUGGGUUUGCCUGGGAACAUUACUUUUGUUCCUAUUAACAGUGUGGACUUGGACUCCCUCGGCCUGUCUGGUGCUCAGACUAUAGCAACAGGGGUCACUGCUGAUGGCCAGCUAAUUAUGGCGAGUCAUCACGUGGAUGGCUCAGAGAGUCUGGCGAAGACAGAUAAUCACCUCUCACAGACACUACAAGUAAAUGACUCGAAUGCAAAUCCCGAGAUAUAUGUGCCAACGUCUUCCUCUCAGCUACACAUUCCAGCAAACGAAUCAGGUCUGCUGACGCAAGACACAUCAACAGUGGCCACAGAGCAAGCUGACUCGAGUUCUGGUCUCCAGGAGGGCUUCAUCCAUCACAAUCAGGAGCAGAGCGUCCAGGUGUCCUCAACUCAGCCCAUCAUUCAGCUGCAGCAGGUGCCCAUUCAGACAACCAACGGUCAGGUGGUCCAGUCAGUGGCGACAGGUGGGCAAGGCCUGCAAAAUGUGCAGCUGAUCAACCCGGGAACCUUCAUCAUCCAAGCCCAGACGGUCACCCCGUCGGGUCAGAUACAGUGGCAGACCUUUCAGGUGCAAGGGGUGCAGAACCUGCAGAACCUCCAGUUGCCCACGACACCACCCCAGCAGAUAACGCUGGCUCCAGUACAGACCCUGUCGCUGGGUUCCAGUCCGGUCAGCAUCAGCACGGGGCAAAUCCCAAACCUGCAGACGGUGACGGUCAACUCAGUGGCCCAACAUGAAGGAGACCCAGACAACCCCGGAGACAUCCAGAUAAAGGAAGAGCCGGACUCUGGAGACUGGCAGCUGAGCACCGACUCCACCCUGAACACGAGCGAUCUGUCCCACCUUCGUGUCAGGAUGGUGGACGAGGAGGAUCAGCUGGGGCAGGAGGGCAAGAGGCUGCGCAGAGUGGCGUGUACUUGCCCCAACUGUAAAGAGUCGGGUGGGAGAGGAUCCAGCACGGGGAAAAAGAAGCAGCACAUCUGCCACAUCGCAGGCUGUGGGAAAGUAUACGGAAAGACGUCGCACCUGCGAGCGCACCUGCGCUGGCAUUCAGGGGAGCGACCUUUUGUUUGCAGCUGGAUGUUCUGCGGGAAGAGGUUCACACGCAGCGACGAGCUGCAGAGACACAGGAGAACACACACAGGAGAGAAGAAGUUUGUCUGCCCAGAAUGUUCCAAGCGCUUCAUGCGGAGCGACCACCUGGCGAAGCACAUUAAAACUCAUCAGAACAAAAAAGGCGUGAACUCUGGCGGCGCUGUGGUGGCCUCGAUGGAGUCCGCGGGAUCCUCAGACAGUAUCAUCACCACGGCGGGCGGAACCACCCUCAUCCUCACCAACAUCCAGCAGGGUUCCAGCAACGCCCAGGACAUCCUGGCCAACGCAGAGAUCCCUCUCCAGCUCGUCACCACAGUAGCGGCCAGCGAAGUCAUGGAGUGAUUUACGCUCCACUUAUGAACUUCUACAACCUCUCUCAUACUGUAUACUCCUACCUGCAUUUUUAUUCAAGUUUUGAAGAAAAGCUAAAAUUAUAAAUAUAUAAAUAUAUAUAUUUUAACACAGAGACAGUCGGUCCAUGUCGGUAACGGAGACUAAAAGAAGAUGAAGAUGGAAAAAGACAUUGCAGUAAACACACAAGGAAAUGCCUUAUUUUGUACAAUAUUAUGUUGUUGGAAAGGUAGGAUGCCAUUUUGCUUUGAAUCUACUAAUUUUGUUAUGUGUUUUUCACAAAAGAAUAUUGGUAAGUUGAGCAGUUUUCUCCUCGCCUCUUUUAGUUGUUGUUUUUUCUUGAUGGUAUAUCCUUACGAUGUCCUCGGUAAUCAAGGUUUGUUCCAUAUUCCUUUUGAGCAAAGACUGAAUCUCAUAACAGAGCUAAUUUUAUCCAGCUGAAGUAAUUGUUAUUGCUAUUGCUUACGUCCAUGCAAAUGAAUUGAUGUUAUGUCUUUUUUUGUUCUUAAAUAUUAUGCAUUAUUUUAUUAUUUUUUGGGGUAUGCGUGUCCUCCUUGCAGUCAGUCUGCUUGCAAAUUAGGGAGCCCUCCACCCUCCUUUUUAUUUUGAAAAACUUUUGCUCACAUCUCCGACAUUUUGCAGGCGAAAAUCAAAACAAUCAAAAUUUUAUAUUGUAAAUCCUUCUUGAACAUAUACUGUUGAUAUGAUACACGUUAUUUGCUUAUGAAAUAUUUUGACUGAACAGCUAUUUAUAUUGGGCUUUACAUAGAAAAUUCAUUUGUGAUAUUAGAGGUCCCAAAUAUUUCAAAUGGCUUCAUUAUAUGUAAUUCAAAUGUGUUUUUUUCUAAAAACUUUUUUGGAGGACUUCAAAACAAACAAACAAAAAAAAAACUGAAGAAUAACUUGUUGAUAUGUGAUGCGAAGAGAAAAAUAAGCCAUUAUUUUGGAAGGUAAUUGCCAAAUUUGACUAUAAACUCAGGGUGACUUGUGACUGUGUGAUAUAAGUAGAGUUAAAUCACCCCUGUAGCUUCUCGGGCCAUGGUGUGAAGGUGUUGUGAAGAAAUGUUUUCUGAUGGACCAAAAGCUGAGGUGAAAUAAGCUGUCACCAUGUUACCUAUGCUCGUCGAAUCCCACCAUGUUGUUUGUUUGUUUGCUGUUUGUUUUUUUACGAUAAGGACGACCUCCCUCUUCCUCUCCCUCUCCCUCCCUCGUUCAUGUUAUAGAAACAGCUUUGCAGAAUCUCUCACCUCCAUCAGUCCUCAUCACGCAGUUGGAAAAAUCAGUGUAUUACUGAAAGCGGUACUCUUUUUAACAGCACUGUUCUCAUCACUUUCAUCUUGUUGUUAAUCCUUUUUUGUAUAAAAAGAAAAAAAAUGUUUUGUAUUCUCCCCAAGAGACUGUCCUUUAUAAUCAUCGUCAGUAAAUGUACAAUGUUUCUGUCUUCGUGUUGAUACUUUUAACUGUAUGUUGCAUUUCCCUGUUCCAUGUUAUGUGUUUUGUUUUGUUUUUAUUUUAUCUCUGAACUCCAACUGAUGAGUUGUUCAAAUGAAUACACACACACACACUGAACAGUGAAUUAUAGUGUCAUAUUUGAUUUGAUUAUACUUUUACCCUCUGAGUCGGAUAGCAGGAUGCUGUUUAAACAUUCAAAGAGCAUCUUUAUAUUAUGUACUAAACACUGAAGGUUUAUUCUCACUCGAAAAUCUUCUGUAUAAAUAUGUCAAUAUAACAUCAAUAUAAACAUUUCUGUUACACUUGAA